This is a messenger RNA of Drosophila obscura, 1114 nucleotides long. RefSeq lists its product as uncharacterized. The record is from RefSeq and is a predicted model, not a curated record. The coding region runs from base 57 to 1079 and encodes 340 amino acids. Lineage: Eukaryota; Metazoa; Arthropoda; Insecta; Diptera; Drosophilidae. The transcript has 2 exons.
AGCUCAGUGCAGUUCGGGCAUCCAAAGUGUUCACAAGUGAUUCGCAAAUAUUGAGAAUGAGUGCCGCUAGUCUACAGGUCUGCUUGGCUAGCUUGCUGCUGCUUUGUUUCGUGUAUCCGCAGAUGGGAGCAGCGUAUCCCAGUGCCGAGGGACCCAGCCAGUGGCUAUUAGAUCAGGCCAAGGCGCUGCAAAUCGAUGACGCGACUUUUGGGGAAUUGUGGCGCACCAAGCAGCCGGUGGUUAUCACCAAGCCGGACGCAGACGGUCAGCUGUGCUCAGUGACCUACGAGCUAUCGGCGGACGGAAAGAGCAUCUCUCGAUUAACAAGGAGGGAGACUCAGCCUGCAACUGCCGAGGGACCCAGCCAGUGGUUAGUGGACCAGGCCAGAGCGCUGCAAAUCGAUGACGCGAUUCUUGGGGAGUUGUGGCGCACCAAGCAGCCGGUGGUUAUCACUAAGCCGGACGCAGAGGGUCAGAUUGGCUCAGUGACCUACGAGCUAUCGGCGGACGGAACGAGCAUCUCACGAACUACAAGGAGGGGCACUCAGCCUGCGAGACUGGAGACGAAAGUAGACGCGUCUAAGCCCAAUGAGGAAUGGGAGCCAGUGCCCAAUCAGCUGCAGCAACAGUUUACCCCGAUUCUUGGCACGGAUCUCGGAUUUUCACUGCGGAACGGCUUUGGCAGCGCUUUCGGCAGCUUCGGAAGAUCGAACGGUUUUCCCCAGAGGCCAGCUAAUUGGCCAUUCUUCAACCAGCCACCCGGGAUAACGCCACGUACAUACACCAAGACCGAGGUGGAUGAUCAAGGACGCACUGUCACGAGUGUGUCGAGCUACUACAGCGGCCCGUUGCCUACGGGAACUAAUAUAUUCGAGACGCAGUUUCCAGGUUCAACAGCUCCCAAUCCCUUCCCACCACUCCCUGUCCAGCCCAGCCCACACAGCCCACACAGCCCUUCCCGGGACAAGCCUGGCCACCCAGUCGGCCUUCAUUGGGCCUUCCCCUUCCUGAACUGGCUAGUCCCCCAUCGACUACACCUCUACCUUCCCUGGCUCCUAGCUACGGACUGGAAAUAUUGACGACCACAGCUCUCCCGUCUCUCGACGAUUUUUUG